Messenger RNA from Fusarium oxysporum Fo47, 1575 nucleotides. RefSeq names its product Transketolase, thiamine diphosphate binding domain-containing protein. The transcript has 8 exons. Bases 1 to 1575 code for a protein of 524 amino acids. Gene Ontology annotation, molecular function: transketolase activity. Gene Ontology annotation, cellular component: cytosol. Gene Ontology annotation, biological process: pentose-phosphate shunt. Lineage: Eukaryota; Fungi; Ascomycota; Sordariomycetes; Hypocreales; Nectriaceae. The record is from RefSeq and is a predicted model, not a curated record.
AUGGAGCCUAUCGCAAUCACCCCGGAGGCAGAAGAGGAGCCUGUGGCCCUUUCCAACGUUGUCAAGUUGAUCAAGAACGAUGACGCCGAGACAAUGAAUCUUGCUCUGCGACAGUUUCGUUGCUUGAUUGCUGAUAUUUGCGAAUACGACUACCUCAAUCGCGAUCGCUUCGUCCUCUCCAACUGCCACACAUGUCUCUUCCAGUACACAUUCCUUCAUCUCACCGGCUACAAGGCCAUGACCUUUGAGCACCUCAAGUCCUACCACUCCUCUAACUAUGACUCCUUGGCGCCGGGCCAUCCUGAUAUCGAGCAUGAGGGGCAUCGCCACGCUGUCGGUCUCGCCAUGGCCACCAAGAACCUCGCGGCUGCCUACAACAAACCCAACUUCGACCUCGUCAACAACACGACUUUCUGCAUGAUUGGCGUCGCCUGUCUGCAGGAGGGUGUCGCCCUCGAGGCAAUCCAGCUGGCUGGCCACUGGAAGCUCAACAACCUUGUCGUCAUGUACGAUCACAACCAGAUUACUUGCGACGGCAGUGUUGAUCUUUGCAAUACUGAGGACGUCAAUGCCAAGAUGCGCGCUUGUGGUUGGGAUGGCAUUGUCAAUGCCCUCCUCAAGGCCAAGGCCAGCACCGAUAAGCCCACCUUCAUCAACAUCCACACUGUCAUUGGUGUCAGUAGCAAGGUCGCCGGCGAUGCCAAGGCCCACGGUGCUGCUUUCAGCCCCGAUGGUGUCAGAGCCGUCAAGGAGCACUUUGGCAUGGACCCCGAGAAGCACUACGUCGUCUCUGAUGAGGUUUACAACUUCUUCCGUGACCGCAAGACCCGCGGUGACCGUCUUGUAGAGGACUGGAAGAACCUCCUCGAUGCAUACGGCAAGGAGUAUCCUGAGCUGCAUGAGGAGUUCAUCAAGCGUGUUGAAUGUCGCUUCACUGAGGACUGGCGAAGCAUCAUCACUGCCAAGGAGUCUUUGCCUACUGCUCCUACGCCGUCGCGAAAGUCUGCUGGUAUCAUCUGCAACCCCCUGAAUACUAAGCUAAAAGAUUUCAUGGUCGGCACAGCUGACCUGUCACCCUCCGUCAACAUGAUCUGGAAGGACAAGGUCGACUUCCAACACCCUGAUCUCAAGACUACCUGUGGUAUCAACGACAGCUACUCCAGCCGAUAUAUUCACUGGGGCACCAUCCUCCCCGUCACGUGCAGCUUCUUCAUGUUCUACAUCUACGCCGCUCCUGGUGUGCUUAUGGGCGCCCUCCAAAACCUCCAGGCCAUUCAUGUCGCCACCCACGACUCGAUCGGUACUGGCGAAGACGGCCAAGGACAAUCCCUGCAUCAUCGCUCUUUCCCGCAGAGCCUCGAGCAGUACCCCCAGUACUCGAGCCGUGAGGGUGCCCAGAAGGGCGCCUACGUCUUUGUUGAGGAGGAGAAUGCCGAUGUCGCUCUUAUUGGUGUCGGCGCCGAGAUAGUCUUCGCUAUCAAGACUCGCGAGGUCCUCAUAGAGAAGUUCGCCAUUAAGGCCUCCUCGGUCUCAGCAAAUAAGACGAGCUUCCACAUGAUGAGAACUCCUCGAUAG